This is a messenger RNA of Lagopus leucura (white-tailed ptarmigan), 2927 nucleotides long. Its product is annotated as 1-phosphatidylinositol 4,5-bisphosphate phosphodiesterase delta-4-like. Gene Ontology annotation, molecular function: calcium ion binding; phosphatidylinositol-4,5-bisphosphate phospholipase C activity. The transcript is spliced from 13 exons. Lineage: Eukaryota; Metazoa; Chordata; Aves; Galliformes; Phasianidae. Bases 93 to 2396 code for a protein of 767 amino acids. Gene Ontology annotation, biological process: intracellular signal transduction; lipid metabolic process. The record is from RefSeq and is a predicted model, not a curated record.
GGGAAUGUGGGGAUGGGUGGAGGAGUGAAUGGAUGGAUGGAUGAAUAGCUCCAUGGAUGGAUGGGUGGACGGAUGGAUGCAUGGAUACAUAGAUGAGUAGCUGCACAAGUAGGUGGGUGAGUGGGUGGAUGGAUGGAUGGAUGGAUGGAUGGAUGGAUGGAUGGAUGGAUGGAUGGAUGGAUAAGUCUAUGAGUGGGUGUGUGGACGGUUGGAUGGGUGAGCAGAAGAGAUGUUUGGAAGGACAGAUGCCUGUGGGCAGUGCCCCCUGCCCUGCGGUCCUUGUCCCCCACAGACAGACCUCCCCUCCCUCUGCCCCAGUCUCCAUCAGCGAUGUGGAGACAGUGCGGGAAGGGCACCAGUCAGAGGUGUUGCAGAGCCUGGCUGAGGAGUUCCCCCCUGAACGCUGCUUCACCAUUGUUUUCUACGGGCGUCGGGGCAAUCUUGACCUCAUUGCUGGCACAGAGGAAGAGGCGCAGUGCUGGGUCCAGGGCCUGCGCCAGCUCAUUGAAGUAGCCACCAGCAUGGACCAGAGGGAGAGAAUAGACCAAUGGAUUCGUGACUGGUUCCAGAAAGCUGACAAGAAUAAGGACGGGCGCAUGAACUUCAAGGAGGUGCAGCGUCUCCUCAAGAUGAUGAACGUAGACAUGAACGAGGACCAUGCCCUGCGACUCUUCCAGGCUGCCGACAAGUCAGAGUCAGGGACGCUGGAAGGGGAAGAGUUUGUGCUCUUCUACAAAGCCCUCACGGAGCGCAAGGAGGUGCAGAGCCUAUUCCAGGAGUUCUCUGAGGACGGGAAGAAGCUGACGCUUCUGGAGCUGGUGGAUUUCCUGCGGCAGGAGCAGCUGGAGGAGGAGGGCACGGAGGAGCUCGCUAUGGAGCUCAUUGACAAAUAUGAGCCCUCGGAGACAGCUAGGGCUCGCCACGCGCUGAGUGCUGAUGGGUUCCUCAUGUACCUCUGCUCCCCGGAGGGCUCCAUCUUCAAUCCUCAGCACCGGGCUCUGUGGCAGGACAUGACCCAGCCUCUCUGCCACUACUUCAUCUCCUCCUCUCACAACACCUACCUGAUAGAGGACCAGAUCCGGGGUCAGAGCAGCAUCGAAGGCUACAUCAGGGCUCUGAAACGGGGCUGCCGCUGCCUGGAGGUGGAUUGCUGGGACGGGCCGAACGGGGAGCCCAUAGUGUACCACGGCCACACCUUCACCUCCAAGAUCCCCUUCAGGGAGGUGGUGAGCACCUUGGGGAAGUACGCCUUCCAGGCUUCCGAAUUCCCAGUGAUCCUGUCCCUGGAGAACCACUGCAGCUUGGAGCAGCAGGAGGUGCUGGCCCAACAGCUGAAGGACAUUCUGGGGGAGCAGCUCCUCACUGCCACCACUGAUGGGCGCGUCCCCACCCAGCUCCCAUCCCCGGAGGAGCUGAAGCACAAGAUCCUGCUGAAGGGGAAGAAGAUCGGUCGGCUGGAGGACACACUGGAUGGGCCAGGGGAUGAGGCACCCGAUGUGUCUGAUGAUGACAAUGGGGCAGAGGCAGAGGAGGAGAAGCGGAGGAUGAAGAAGGACAGGGAGAGCCUGGCACAGGCGUUGUCUGACUGCGUUGUCUACUGCAAGAAUGUGUCCUUCCGGGGUUUCCAGGAGGCCCGCAACCACUCCCGGCCUUCCGAAAUCUCCUCGCUCUCUGAGGCAAAGGCCAGGAAGCUCAUCCGGGAUGCAGGGAAUGAGUUUGUCCGGCACAACACCUGGCAGCUGACACGCAUCUACCCCAGUGGGAUGCGGACAGACUCCUCCAAUUACAGCCCCCAGGAGAUGUGGAACGCAGGAUGUCAGAUUGUGGCCCUGAACUUCCAAACAGCUGGCAUGGAGAUGGACCUGUGCGAUGGGCUGUUCAGCCAGAAUGGCCACUGUGGCUACGUGCUUAAACCGCCCUUCAUGAGAGAUGAAGGGACUCUCUUCAACCCCAGUGAUCCCAGCACUUGGCAGGGCCUCGGCCCCGUCACCUUGACAAUCCAGGUGAUCAGUGGGCAGCAGCUGCCCAAAGUGGCCAACAGCAAGGAUGGAGCCAUCAUCGACCCUCUGGUACGCGUGGAGAUCCAUGGGGUGCCCGCAGACCAGGCACACCAGGAGACCAAGUACAUUGAGAACAACGGGUUUAACCCCCACUGGGACGAGACCCUUCAGUUCCAGCUUCACGUGCCCCAGCUGGCCCUUGUCCGCUUUGUGGUGGAGGAUUAUGACAAGACCUCCAGGAACGAUUUCGUGGGACAGUUCACCCUGGCCUUUGCCAACAUCAAACCUGGAUACCGUCACAUCCAUCUCCUCUCCAAGGAUGGCACCAGCAUCCCGCCCUCUUCGCUCUUUGUCCACAUCCGCAUCACCGAGCCGCCUGGCCCAGAGCAAGACUGAACCCACGGUGCCAGCGGAACCCGGAUAGAAGCCAUAGGGCUGACCUUGGUUUUGGCCCGUGCAGUUGUGGCCACAGAGCUGACCAUGCCACCCUGUAGUCAAAUCUGUUUGUGUAGUCUCUGUGUUAUCGUUGCUGCUGUGUCCCCUUUUCAGUGGCCUCUGGGGGUUGGGGAAAGGCAGUGAUGUCUCCAUGCCAGGUUUGGGAUGCUGCCUACUGCCCUCCCUUCCCAGGCACUUGUAUGGGGGUGUGCUGGUGUGUGUCCCUCCAUGUAUGGCUGGACAUGGACACAAAGAGGAGGAGAGCUGGUGCAUGGGGCUGGUCCCCAAAGCCAGAGCAGCACAGCUGGAGCACAGCAAACUUCAGGCAGAGCUGGGAGAGGAGCUGGAACUCACUGCCUCCUGACCCAACAGAGCCAGUCAGAGCCCCUUGGCCUACACAGCCGGAGUGGUGCUCCUGCCCAGUGCCAUGUUACUUACCCUUGCUGUGUCCUUUCUAUGUAAACAACCUAAUAAAUUGUUCAGUGACAGGCA